Molecule: messenger RNA, 554 nt
Organism: Boeremia exigua
Lineage: Eukaryota; Fungi; Ascomycota; Dothideomycetes; Pleosporales; Didymellaceae
Exons: 1
Coding region: 161-472 (103 amino acids)
Source: RefSeq, a predicted model, not a curated record
GGAAGAGGAGCUGGAGACAGACAUCAACGAGUUAAGGACCAGACUCGGUAUCGAGAAGCCACCGGAUCUGCGUGCGAUGCGCAAGGAGGCGCGCGAAGCGCGAAAAAGGAACAGGGAGGCGAAGGAGGCAAUGGCCAAUGCCGCGGUAUAACCACUAAUUAUGCACAACAUUCUGUACCUACGCUUUUGCAUCGUCAUCAUCGCCUGUAUUCAGUCUAUCCCUCAAACUGCCGACAGUGCCAUGCGCAUAUCAUUGCAUCGGGUUGUCCGACCUGCCACGACUCGGCAGCCCUUCCGCGAUCUGAUCAAUACGUCCUCGAGCCAGAUCCGCAGACUCCUGCGUCUGCCCAACUCACGCGCUGUGGGGAAACCCACGUGGAUGGGGUUUGGAGGUUCUAGACGACAUUGGCAGGUCCGGAAGGACAAUCACUCUUCCAUCAGUGGGCUGCCCAGGACUACGCCGUGCAUCUAAGCACAAGGGAUGAUAAUCUGAUAUGGUCUCCAGGCGUUCGCUGACACACAAUCCAUCAAACGGGAAGAAAUAGAUCGGCCUU